AUGUCCUCUGACUCUUCUUCUCAUACAACACCAGCAACAGCUAUGGGCUGGAACUCAGAGUCGUCCUCAACACUCAAAGGGACGUCCUUUAUGGAAGAAUUAUUACAAUCGGCUACUACAACCAAGCCGGUCACGUUGAAAAUUGUAAUGCUUUUUGUGACCUUGUCCUUGUUCUUUUGUACGGUGAUGGUUCUGGUUUCGAGUGGUGUGUUUGUGAAUAAGUGUCAAUUGCCACCAGAGCUUGCCAAUAAGGAUGCUUCGAAUGCUGCUGGACAUUCACAUACAUCGCAAGGUGCUCUUCCAUCGUAUGUGACCAGAGAAACCAUGUCUAAAAGACUUUCUGUGGAAAUUGAUUCAGAGAUGAAUCGUCGAAGAAAUAGGAAAAACAAGAAAGCCGUUGCAUCCUCAUCAUGGAAUACACCACAAAACUCCCAAUCAAAGAAGAAGGCAGGAAUUGAAACGAAGGAGGAAAAACUCAAGUCAGAAACAAAACUCUUGUUGGGUCACCAUCGAUGCAAUCGGUAUGGUAAAGUAGCUGGAAUGCCAAUCAUGGUACCAAAAGGAGGUCCUUACAUUUACACACCUCAAGAUACGGUUAUGGCCACUUGUCAUAUCAAUAACUUGUGCAUGACAUCAACAGGAGAAUUCGUCUUGUUCCAGUCUUCAGAUCGACUUGCCGGCGAGGUUAUGUUUGAAAAAUUGAAUUCAAAGCCAUGGGUGUGGGUGCAAGGAUCGACCAUCAUGACCGAUCGUGGAAACUUUUUCAUCAAAUUGGUCGAUGGAGAUUUGGUGUUUAAAUAUUCAACAAAGAAGGACAAAACAAAGGUGUAUGAACGUGCCUUUGUAAGAAAAUCCAUUCGAAAUACCACAACCAACGCUGUUAAGGAAGAGUAUGAACCUAUUGCAUUUGCUGAGAAUUUCACAAUCUAUGACAAACCAUUGUAUGCUUUGAAGAGAUUUGCAUCAGGAAAUGUCGGUCACGUCAUGUCAGAGGCUCUCGGAAUGAUUACGGGUCUGAUGAUGAAUUUCAAUCCUGAUGGACCAUGGGAGGAUAAUCACAUUUUGUAUUUGGAUGAUGUUUUUGACAUGUCUGGCAACAAUUGGAUGGGUGCCUAUGAAUAUGAUCCAAGACAUGCCACUCGAUAUUCUAUUCAAGGUGGGCAUCUGAUUAGCAAAAAUCCAAUUCUUCAGCGGUGUCAUCAGAAUGGAGCUUGGAAAAUUCUUCCUGCUCCUUGCACUAAUAAUUUUGAAAAGGGCAUGCCCACAGAAGGACCUGUCACUCUUCAAGCAUGUUUCACAAACUUUUAUGCCGGUCACACAAUUUCGAAUGUGGUUUCACAUCCCUAUGGAAAAGAAAGUCUCUAUAUGAAUCUCAAAGGACUUGUAUACAAGAAUUUGGGUAUUCUUCCUUUUGAUAAGCAAUACAGCACAGAGCAGGAAAAGGAGGAAAGAAUGAAGAAAUUCUUACUCGAGAAGGAUGUUAUUAUUGCCAUGAAUCGAAAGCUUCCUUCAGGUCGUCACGGACAAGCCAUUCACAAUGUCGAUGAAGUCAUUGAAUAUCUAAAGCAGAAUGUUGAAAAAGAUCCAUUCAUUCAAAAACUCACAAACACUUUCAAGAAGAAAUUAAUUAUCGAUCCUUUGAUUUUAUCUGACUUCCAAACAAUUAAGGAUCAAAUUCAUUACUUUUCAAAUGUGGACGUUUACAUUUCCGAUCCAGGAAGUGCUGCCUAUUAUGCCAUGUUUUUCAGAGAUGACACUUCACUCUUCCUUCCACCAACUUGCCAUAUCAAAGAAAAUGGAUUGAAAUGCCAACACUCUCAUGGUAUUAAGGUGUUGCAGGCUUUCCCCAACGUUGAAAUUGUGGAUAUUAUGGAAAUUAAUGGAGGACCCAUUCCUUGUAAUUUGAGGCCAACAGUCUUGUUCCCAGAUAAUUGUGAUGUGAUCCUACCAAAAGAGCUAGUGCUUAAUUCUGUCUUGCGAGCAGUCAAACGAAGAUAUCGAGAAUUGUUGACACUUGAAGAUACCUUCAUGUAA
Molecule: messenger RNA, 2034 nt
Organism: Naegleria lovaniensis
Lineage: Eukaryota; Heterolobosea; Eutetramitea; Acrasida; Naegleriidae
Exons: 1
Coding region: 1-2034 (677 amino acids)
Molecular function (GO): glycosyltransferase activity
Source: RefSeq, a predicted model, not a curated record